Molecule: messenger RNA, 1722 nt
Organism: Cyprinodon variegatus (sheepshead minnow)
Lineage: Eukaryota; Metazoa; Chordata; Actinopteri; Cyprinodontiformes; Cyprinodontidae
Gene: lrit2
Product: leucine-rich repeat, immunoglobulin-like domain and transmembrane domain-containing protein 2
Exons: 3
Coding region: 1-1722 (573 amino acids)
Molecular function (GO): protein binding
Source: RefSeq, a predicted model, not a curated record
AUGGACAUAAUUCUUUACGUACUGGUUGUAGUUUUAAUUAAAACUGAAUCGUGUGAAAGCUUUUCUCGAUGUUUGAUUGGGUGCAGCUGUAUUGAUGACCGUCAUGGAAGGUCACUCAUAUGUAUGGAGGAAGGCGCCUUUGGAGCGAUACCUGAGAACCUUCCAGAAAAUCUGACCAAAAUACGUAUAGAAAAAUCCCACUUCACUGAAAUCCCCAGAGGUGCUUUUUCCAAAACCCCAGCAGUAGAGAACUUGUGGCUAAACUUUAACGAUAUUACAGUAAUAAACUCGAAGGGUCUGGAAGGUUUGGGGAAUCUAACGGAGCUUCGUCUGCAAGGGAACAAACUGCGAUCAGUACCAUGGACAGCGUUCGAGGACACACCGACGCUAAAAAUCCUGGACCUGAAACACAACCAGCUGGAUGUUCUCCCAGAGCAUGCCCUCAAAUUUCUACCGGGGCUCACAUAUUUAGAUUUAUCCUUCAACCGGUUAACUGUGAUAUCGAAGGAAGUUUUCCAGAACUGGCCUCUCUACCAGAAAAUGCAAAAAUACACGGAGGGGCGAGAAGCGACUGCAUCCAGGCCAAACGUCGUCCUGGCGCUGCACGACAACGCCUGGCUCUGCGACUGCCGCCUGAAGGGCUUAGUGGAGUUUAUUAUGUCCCUGAGUCCUCCAAUCAUACUGAUGAAUUCCUACUUGACCUGCUCAGGACCGGACUUUAGGACGGGGAAGUUCUUCCAUGAGAUCGAGAUUCAGGCAUGCACGAAACCCGUGGUCAGCACGCCGAAGGCGAAUAUGACCCUGCAUCAGGGAUCCAACGUCACCCUGCACUGUUACGCCAAGGCAAGGCCAGAUCCUGCUGUGUGGUGGACAUAUGGACUGAAGAUAAUCAGAGGAUUUCAUGAGUCCCAAGAAAGAGUGUCUGAUGACACCAUUAGAUCCCUCCUCGUUAUUCCAUCUCUCAGUGCAGCAGACCGUGGGGUCUACACCUGCACUGCUGUAAACUUCAUUGGGAACUCCUCUGUGAAUGUCUUCCUGGAUGUCCACUCUGCUGAUGGUGCUGUGUCAUCCCGAAUCCCAGGCAUUCCAGCUUCAUCGGGUGGUGCUGAUCAAAAUGUCUUCAUUGAUAUUCGCAUUGCCAAACAGACAGUGCGUGGAAUCUCUAUUGAAUGGUUCGCUGCCCUAGAACACCCAUCCGAAACAUGGUUUGUCAUCCACUUUGGUCGGGCAGAUGAUAAGAAAGAAAUGACCUACAUUGGGCCUGGGAUUCACUCUUACUCCAUCUCUGAUCUGAUGCCCGCCACCAAGUAUGAAAUCUGUGUAACUCUAAAGAACCAGAUACCGCGGCCUGGCCAGUGCAUUGUGUUUGUAACAGGAAGUGACAUCACUGAAAUGGAGCAGAGGGAGAAGCUAAUCCAUAUAGUGGUAAUAGUUUUAGCUAUGGUACUGGCCGUGCCUAUAGGCAUGUAUGCCUGCACCACCGACACACGAUUUCCCUGUUUUGAGAUCAUUAUGGAAACCUGGAAGAGGCGACAGAGAGAGAGCAGCUUGCCUGGGAUGGAGCGGGAAAGACAGGGCACUUUUGACAGCCUACAGGCCGCCAGUGACGAGGAGCUGGUCAAUAAAGAUUUCAAUGACGACAGAAAGGUGAGGAGGCGGUCCGAAGAUAGAUUACGUAAAAGCAAAGCUGAUCAGAGCAGACUUACUGCUGAACUAUAUUAA